CUUCACAGAAUUGCUUUUGCCUAGUGCCAAGCCCAGAAUGUUGUGCAUUUAUGGACCUUUAGGCCCAUGUUAUCUCAUGGGAAAGGCAUUUGACUUUUAGUGAUAGAUUGUAAAAGGGAUGUUGACAUCAGUGAAGAGAUCAUCUGGUCACUGCAGAGACAGCAUGGGUUCGGCAGAGGGCAGGCUUCAGGAUGUAGGCUAAUGAAUGAAUAAUGACUAAGGAAAGAUUAGCUGCCUGACUUGGCCUCUAGACAGCCAGAAGUUAGGGAGAGGUUAAACAGCAGGAGAGAGAAUCUGGGUGAGUUUCACAGGAGCCUAAGGGGAAAGAACAGAUUGAUAUAGGAACAAUUUGUUAUGGUUGUUUAUUCAUAUGAAAAUGAGAAGCCUAUGUAUCACAUAGACAACAGUAUUUAUAAGCAGCUAAAAUAUAGAAUGAGCUAUAGAACCGGCAAUCAAGGCUUGUUAAUGUCAUUCAGUCUAAUAGGGAAGUGAAAGACGUUUGAAGAAAAAAAACUGGAAGUGAGUUUUCCUUUCGGUAAAGUUGGGGGAGGGGAGUGUAGAAAAAAAAGAAAAGAAAAGGAAAUCUUUAGAUUUAUUUGUUUUUCUUUUAAACCUAUCACCUGGCUUUUAGUUAUCAUCUGAAAUGUUUCUUUGUGGCAUGUUAAAAUCAAUAAGAAGAUACGGGAUUUUAGCACCCUUAAUCCCCUGCUACAGGAACCAAGAUGACUCCACAUUGUUUUCCUAACAUUCCUAAAGUGAAGUGAGUCCCCAGGCUCAUGGAGGAAAGGAGGAAAAACUGUGUAGGAAAUCUAAUGGAUGAAGAUGAGAAGGACAGAGCAAAGAGAGCUUCACGAAACAAGUCUGAGAAAAAACGUCGUGACCAGUUCAAUGUUCUCAUCAAAGAACUUAGCUCCAUGCUUCCAGGGAACACUCGAAAACUGGAUAAAACUACAGUGCUUGAAAAAGUCAUUGGAUUUUUGCAGAAACACAAUGAAGUUUCAGCACAAACUGAACUCUGUGACAUUCAGCAAGACUGGAAGCCUUCAUUUCUCAGUAAUGAAGAAUUCACCCAGCUGAUGUUAGAGGCAUUAGAUGGCUUCAUUAUUGCAGUGACAACAGAUGGAAACAUUAUCUACGUAUCUGACAGUAUUACCCCACUCCUUGGGCAUUUACCGUCAGAUGUCAUGGAUCAGAAUUUGUUAAAUUUCCUUCCAGAACAGGAACAUUCAGAAGUUUAUAAGAUGCUCUCUUCUCAUAUGCUUGUGACUGAAUCUUCCUCUCCAGAAUACUUAAAAUCUGACAACGAUUUAGAGUUUUAUUGUCAUCUUCUCAGAGGCAGUUUGAACCCAAAGGAAUUUCCAACAUAUGAAUACAUAAAAUUUGUAGGAAAUUUUCGGUCCUACAACAAUGUGCCUAGCCCCUCUUGUAACGGCUUUGACAAUACAGUGACAAGGGCUUACCGUUCACCACUAGGAAAGCAAAUCUGCUUCAUUGCAACUGUUCGUCUGGCCACACCUCAAUUUCUAAAGGAAAUGUGCAUAGUUGAAGAACCUUUAGAGGAAUUCACUUCAAGACAUAGCCUGGAAUGGAAAUUUUUAUUUCUGGAUCACAGAGCUCCACCAAUCAUAGGAUAUUUGCCUUUUGAAGUGCUUGGUACUUCUGGCUAUGAUUAUUAUCACAUAGAUGACCUAGAACUCCUAGCCCGGUGCCAUGAACACUUGAUGCAGUUUGGCAAAGGAAAGUCUUGUUGUUAUCGGUUUCUGACCAAAGGACAGCAGUGGAUAUGGCUCCAGACCCAUUACUACAUCACCUACCAUCAAUGGAAUUCCAAGCCAGAGUUCAUUGUCUGUACACACACUGUAGUCAGUUAUGCAGAUGUUCGAGUGGAAAGGAGGCAAGAACUAGCCCUGGAAGAUUCAGCAUCUGAGGUUGUCGACUCUUCAACACUAAAGGUACCAUGCCUCUUGGACAAGGGGGCAAGCUUGGAUCCUCAACAACACUUUGGUGCUCUUGAAGUGGGUGCCUCUGUCCUUAACACUAGCCAAUCACCAUCAGCAUCUUCAAGAAGUUCUCACAAAUCUUCCCAUACACCCAUGUCUGAGACUGCCUCCACUCCAACCAAACUGAUCACAGAAUCCAGUACCCCUUCCUUGUCAAGGACCUCCAGCCUACCACAGGAGUUACCCAUGCAAGGGCUCAGUCAAUCUGCUGCAAUGCCUGCUUCUCUGCCUUCUCAGUCAUCCUGUGAUCUGCUUACACAGCAUCUGUUGCCUCAGGCUGUUUUGCAAAGCCCACCUACACCCAUGACACAGUUCUCAGCACAAUUCAGCAUGUUUCAAACCAUCAAAGACCAGCUAGAGCAGAGGACUCGGAUCCUGCAGGCCAACAUUCGGUGGCAACAAGAAGAACUACAUAAAAUCCAGGAGCAGCUCUGUAUGGUCCAGGACUCCAACCUCCAGAUGUUUUUACAGCAGUCAGCAGUAUCUCUAAGUUUUAGCAGCAUACAACGGCCAGAGCCUCAGCAGCAACAGCAGCUACAGCAGAGAUCAGGAGUCGUUUCCCAGCCACAGCUUGUUCCUAGUCCUCAACUCCCAGGCCAAAUUGCAACUUCUCAAAUAGCAAACCAGCAGCUGCUACGGGAAUCUAGUGUGAUAGCAAGCCAGGGUCAAAAGCCAAUGAGAAGUACCCAAGUCAUGCAGGGAAAUGGCCACUCCGUGAGCAGCUUAACCUCACAGUUCAGCAGCACAGCCUUACUCCCACAAGCGCUAAGCCUGACCACACCUGGUUCUGUCACCCAGGAUACUGGACAAUGUCACCCCAGUCCAGACUUCAGCCAUGAUAGGCAACUCAGACUGCUGCUUAGCCAACCAAUCCAGCCAAUGAUGCCUGGGUCAUGUGAUGCAAGGAGGUCCUCAGACCCUGGUGGCACUGGUCGGCAAGUAAAAUAUCCUCAGAGUCCAUCUGGAUUUCCAAGUCUGGAAGUGCAAACCUCUAGCAGCAGUACCUCCACCCCUAUUCUGCUGAUGGGACAAGCUGUGUUGCACCCUGGCUUCUCUACCACUCAGCCAUCCCCCUUGCAGCCUCUACAGCCCCAGCAGCCACCACACUAUUUGCAGGUACAGACACCAACCUCUUUGCACAAUGAACAGCAAGACUCUCUGCUUCUACCAGCCUAUUCACAACAAGGGACCAUGGGAUAUCAUCCCACACCUCCCCAGCCACCACCGCCACCACCACCGCCACCGCCACCGCCACCACCUCCACAUUCAUCCCGAAGGCCUAGCAGUCUAUCAGAGUCCUCAAGCCUCCAGCAGCCUCCACGAUAGAAUGCCAACAGAAUGUCAAUACACAAUCAGCUUUAACCAAUGGACAAAGAGGGACAGGGCAGGGGAGGAAAGGAUUUUGGAUCUAAACUUUUGGCUUUUGCACACUGCAGAAUACAUUUCAGAACUCCUAGAUCUCAAAGUGCAGGUUGCAAUAGAUAGAAAAUUAUCAAGAUCUGGUUGUCCUUGGUUCCCCCUGGCUCAGUGGAUCUCGAUGUACUCUACAGCCAUACAUGACCACUCAGACUGGAAAUGAACAGUAUUCUGUGUGAAUCCCAUCCUUAUUGGGUAAACACUUGGAGAAAGCACUUUUUGCUACAUCCUUGUGAGCACAUCCAUUUUACUCCAGCUGACUGUGGACUGUCUAUAUGAAAUAUUUGGCCUUUAUUCUUUCAAUCUUCUUUCCUUUGCAUUUGAGAAGCACUGGGUCAAAGAUCUGUUGAAGAGAGAAAGAACAAGAGAUUAUUUUUAUUAUUGUUAAUAUUUUUUUUGCACAACUGCACAGAAGAAAUAACUUAGGCACUUUCUGUAUAAAAUUAAAAAAAAAAAUAAAAGUCUAUUUACUUCAUGUCGUGACCACAACUACAAUAACAACAGGCAGAGCUGGUCAUACUCUUCAACCUAAAACUACAGAACAGAUCUUUUAACCCUUCCUGUUCUGGUAGUUGUUUUGGGUUUGGUUUCUUUCUUAAGAAAAUAACACUGGACUAUACCUGUUUACUUUAUUAAUUACAACUACAAAGGAGGACUCAAAUGGUAAGCACAAUCAUGCAGCUGAUAUUCUGGAAUUCUGUUGAGACACUUAAGAACACAAAGAGGAUAUAUUUCUGCCUCCCAAACAGUUGAUCACCUCUGUUUGGGGCUACAGGUCACUGAGGAAAAUGCACUGUGUUUUGGCCCAUUGAAUGGGGAUGCUGCAUCUUAUUACAUAUCUUUCAUGAUAAAUACCUAGGAUUGAAUUUUCCUUUAAAAAUGCACUUUUUGCUUUUUUUGUAUGUUUUGUUAUGUUGAGAUGUUUCUAAAGAAAAGAUUUUAUGUAAUUAUAAAACAUAGUGUAUUGUACAGCUGUUGUAAUAAUGACCUAUUUCUAUAAAAAAUAAAAUUGUAUGGAAUUAUGUGUAAAUUAUUUUGUAUCUGAAACACCAGUUCAUUUCACAAGUAUAAAAGUUUUCUUGUGCUUUUCUGUGAGUGGACAUUUUGUAAUAAAUUAACAAAUUUGUACAAUU
Antechinus flavipes (yellow-footed antechinus) is the source of this 4549-nucleotide messenger RNA. It is a transcript of the gene NPAS2, whose product is annotated as neuronal PAS domain protein 2. Gene Ontology annotation, cellular component: nucleus; CLOCK-BMAL transcription complex; cytoplasm. The transcript has 22 exons. Gene Ontology annotation, molecular function: RNA polymerase II cis-regulatory region sequence-specific DNA binding; protein dimerization activity; DNA-binding transcription factor activity, RNA polymerase II-specific. NCBI's taxonomy places the organism in Eukaryota, Metazoa, Chordata, Mammalia, Dasyuromorphia, Dasyuridae. The coding region runs from base 777 to 3326 and encodes 849 amino acids. The record is from RefSeq and is a predicted model, not a curated record. Gene Ontology annotation, biological process: circadian regulation of gene expression; regulation of transcription by RNA polymerase II.